Messenger RNA from Gopherus evgoodei (Goodes thornscrub tortoise), 4660 nucleotides. RefSeq names its product sorbin and SH3 domain containing 1 (gene SORBS1). Lineage: Eukaryota; Metazoa; Chordata; Testudines; Testudinidae. Gene Ontology annotation, cellular component: cell-substrate junction; cytoplasm; nucleus. Gene Ontology annotation, molecular function: protein binding. Gene Ontology annotation, biological process: cell-substrate adhesion. The record is from RefSeq and is a predicted model, not a curated record.
CCGGAGUGGAUGAUUCCACAGCCAUUCUAAUGAGGGGGGAGGAAACACAGCCCAUUGGCCAGCUGCUCGUGUGUCUGUGAAGUCAAGACUUCAUGCCACAGAAAAACAGAGCAGCAAAUCUGCAGCAUGUAGUGUUCUCGGAGCAAGGAAGCUGCCGAUUCAUUUGCAAGUGGGCUGGAACAUACCUGGAGAGCUGUAAUUUCUCCUCUUCCAUGCUUUGCUCAAGAGAAAACCAGAACCUGGAAGUGCAGAAGACAAAUUCCUCUGGCACAAUGAGCUCUGAACAAGAAGUUGGCGUUGUGAAAACCGUGGUCAAUGGGCUGAUAUCAAGCACCAAUGGCCAAGAGCAAGCCAUUGACGUCCCUUUAUGUGCACGCUCUAUUUCUGCUGUUAAAAUAAUCCCUGUGAAGAAAGUGAGAAGUUCUCCUGACCUAAUGCUAUCUACAGACAAGGAUCCCACUAAAGUCUGCACUGGAAAAGGGACCGUGACCCUACGGGCAUCUCCAGCCUCUGAGGAAAGGCCAAGUAUCAGUCCCCCAUCUUCUCAGGAUGUCCAGCAGUCAGAAACACACAUAGCUCUGGAGACAGGAAAACCAGAAACAGAUGAUUGGAGGUUAUCCUCUAAUGGAGAUAUCCAGCCAUCUUCUCUGGCCAAGGGCUAUAGAAGUGUGAGUCCCAACCUCUCCUCAGAGGGCAAACACAGGGGUCCCCACCAUCACCAUCUGCCCUCCUCACCUGGCAUCUUGCCCCCAGUUUGCCCGAAACUGCCAUCAUUCUCACCGCCACCUCCAUUGGUGCCUCCUGUCCCGGAGGCUUUGCACAGAGUCUUGGAGCCUGAAAUCACUGGAGUCCUCUCACGUACAGACCCAUGUCCUGUGCUAAACAAAGUCUCCCCACCUCGCGUUGGCUCCGAAUACCAAUCCUCCUUAACGUCAAUCAGCAAGGCUUCCUCCACCUAUCCCUCAACCACAAUUGUCAACCCUACCAUCGUCCUCUUGCAGCACAACAGAGAACAGCAAAAGCGGCUUAGUAGCCUGGCAGAUUCUCUGCCAGACAAACCAGUUGCUGAUAAAGUAGGUCCUGUGUCUGCACAGGAAAAGCCAGCUCAGGACAGUCCUCAAAGAGAGAAGCCAGCAAUGGAUGAGAAGAGAAGAGCUGUCAGGAGUCCCCAAUAUAUGGCUAAUGUCUCCGUGGAUGAUGUAGGCAUUCCACUGAGGAACACAGACAGAUCAAAGGACUGGUACAAGACAAUGUUCAAACAGAUCCACAGGCUAACUAAAGAUGAAGAUUCUGAUUCUUACUCUCCUCAUUAUUCCUAUUCUGAAGAUACAAGGACCCAGCCCUCAGUGCCCCGGUCCAAGAGUGAGAUGGACAGCAUUGACCCUGACAAGGUUGUUAAGAGAUCUGCUACUCUGCCACUUCCUACUCGUACUUCAUCACUGAAAUCCAGCCCAGAAAGGAAUGACUGGGAACCCCCGGACAAGAAGGUAGAUACCAGAAAAUAUCGGGCAGAGCCAAAGAGCAUUUACGACUACCAGCCAGGAAAGUCCUCUGUUUUGGACAAUGAAAAGAUGACUCGGGAUAUAAGCCCAGAAGAGAUAGAUUUAAAGAAUGAACCUUGGUAUAAAUUCUUUUCGGAAUUGGAGUUUGGGAAACCGCCUCCAAAAAAGAUAUGGGAUUAUACUCCUGGAGAUUGCUCUAUACUUACUAGGGAGGAUAGAAAGACUGAUCUAGAAAAAGACAUUUACCUCUACCAGACUGAGUUAGAGGCAGAUUUAGAACAAAUGGAGAAGCUUUAUAGAGCGCCAGAUAAAAAGCCACCGAAGAGUACAGCAAGCAGCACUCCUCUGGAAAUGUCUUCAGACCACUCAUCCUACUCAGCCUAUUUACCCAGCUACCAGGCAGCAAGGAGAGAGCUGGAACCAGCACCAGCGGACCCUGCUGGCUUGGAGAAUGAAAGGCAGAUUUACAAAAGUGUGCUGGAAGGUGGUGAUAUCCCGCUGCAGGGGCUAAGUGGUCUCAAGCGUCCUUCUAGCUCUGCUUCCACUAAAGAUUCAGAAUCACCAAGGCAUUUUGCACCAGUCGAUUACAUGGAAACUCCAGAAGAAAUUACUCGUAGACGUCAUGAUGAUAAAGAGAAACUUUUAGAGGACCAGAGACGACUUAAACGUGAGCAAGAAGAAGCUGAUAUUGCAGCUAGAAGGCACACAGGGGUUAUUCCAACGCACCAUCAGUUUAUCACUAAUGAGCGGUUUGGGGACCUCCUAAAUGUAGACGAUACAGCAAAGAGGAAAUCUGGGUCAGAGAUGAGACUUGCUAGAGCCAAGUUUGACUUCAAAGCACAGACAUUAAAGGAGCUUCCUCUGCAAAAAGGAGACAUUGUUUACAUUUACAAGCAGAUUGACCAGAACUGGUAUGAAGGAGAACACCAUGGCAGAGUUGGCAUCUUCCCACGCUCCUACAUAGAGCUACUUCCACCUGCUGAAAAAGCCCAGCCCCAAAAGCUGGCCCCGGUGCAAGUUUUAGAGUAUGGAGAUGCUGUGGCUAAAUUUAACUUUAACGGGGAUACUCGUGUGGAAAUCUCAUUCAGAAAGGGCGAAAGGAUCACGGUGAUUCGGCGAGUUGAUGAGAACUGGUACGAAGGGAAAAUCUCUGGUACCAAUCGCCAAGGCAUCUUCCCUGUCACUUACGUGGAUGUGCUCAAGCGGCCACUAGUGAAGAAUGCUGUUGAUUACCCUGAGCUGCUGAUGUCUCACUCCCCUAAUCGCAGUACAACGGCUUCCCCGCAGCCUUCUCACCAUUCACUGAGAGCAGGACCAGAUCUCACAGAGUCUGAAAAGAGCUAUGUGCAACCUCAAGCACAUCAGCAAGGAGCAAGCCCCGACAGAAGUCAAACACCAGGAGACAUACUUAGCUACCAAGCCCUGUACAGCUAUAUUCCCCAGAAUGAUGAUGAGCUGGAGCUAAGAGACGGAGAUAUUGUAGAUGUCAUGGAGAAAUGCGACGAUGGCUGGUUUGUGGGUACGUCUAGGAGAACAAGACAGUUUGGCACUUUCCCAGGCAACUACGUGAAACUGCUGUACCUCUGAAACAGUCAUGCACCUGCAACGCUGAUUAGUAUUGGUUACCUGACAACAUUUAAGUAGCAAAGACUUUUGAAAUCAGACAGUUUAUUAAUGUAAUAAAUGAGAGAUGAGAAGUGGAAUGGGGAUGUGGUUAUGUGGUACAGUUCUGGGUUGAAUGUGUAGGCCUGGGUCUGGGUGUCGCUGGACUUACUGUUCUUGUUUGCUGAAGGAAAGAGACAAAGUUUCUAGUUUACAAUGCUGCCUUUGUAGCUCUGAGGACAGAGCUUAGUUUUCAUGCUUUUCAUUGAGUACUUACCUCUGAGACAGAGUUUGGGGAAGCAGCAGAAUAGAGUGUGUGAUAGGUUUUGCUUGUGUGAGAGAAAAAGCAAUGGGAACUGUGAUGCAUUGAGGCAACAUGCAGCUCUGUAGCUGCUCCCUCUCUAUAACUGAGGGAGGCCUUCUCUGAGAUUACCCCCAUCUGCAAGGUAAUUUUCACUCUGCCUCCUGCUUUCAUCCCCAAUUCUUUCUUCAUGAUGUGCACCUUAACGUACAUGGCAGGCAGAGAAUGGUUUAUGUGAUUAGACUAGAUAGCAUAUGGGAUGGGGCUUUGAACUGACAGUUUAAUCCAGAGCAAUCUGCCAAAAAAAACCCCUCAACUUUGGUAAUAUUCUGCUUCAUAAUAUCCACCCCUGCAGGUUUUUCUGUGUGUGUGUGUAUAUGGGCGAGCAUAUUGUGUGCAUAGAAAUGAACAGAGUCACAAUUUCCAUGAGGAAUCAACCCAGAUUUUACAAAAACAGAACAAAAUAAUGGAAAAUUUAGGGGACACAGAUCUUGUCUGCAAAUCCCAUGGCUGUUUUCCCCCUAAAUGUUGCGCUGAAUGACUGCACACAUUUUGAAGUAUACUCUUUGCAAUAAAGACUUUAUUUUCCCCUGGUAUUCUAGCAUAGAGAUUCGGGCAGAUGCUAGCAAAAUAUUACUGAGCUUGCUUUUUUUUUGGUGGUGGUGGUUCUUGAUCAGGCUGUCUCCUAAUAAAACUAGCAAGGCAAACCAAUUUGUAAAGCUAUGUUUAUACAGCUAUUACCAGCUGCAUAUAUUUGUACUUUUUUGAAAAAACACGGCUUGCCCAGAGACUUCCUCGUAAGUCAAAAAUAAAUGUUCUUUUUGAUAGAAAUUCUAUUUCAAAAAGAAAAAAGUAUAGAUAAAACCAGUUGCAUCAGACUGCUUCCUACAUUUCCAGUACAAAUAGCAAAAGUUAAGAUUGCUAUUUUGGCAUCAGCCAUAUUUAAUAAUAGAAAAUGCCUAUUUUUAUGCCGAUGCUUUUAUACAAACUGAUUAACAGUAACUGCAACUAAGUGUUAGCAUGACUUGCAAUACGUUUUGAUAAAUUAGCCAUACUCCUGGGUUUAAAAACACUUAUCUUUCGCUGAGAUCAACGGAAGAGAAGACUCAAAGUGCUUCGGAAGUAUGAUUGUAAAUAUGUAUAUUUAAUUUUGUACAGACAAUGUACUUACCUUGUAUAGAAAAAAAUAAGUUAAACAAAUUGUGCAGGAGGUCAGACUAGAUGAUCAUAAUGGUCCCUUCUGACCUUGAAGUCU